Messenger RNA from Octopus bimaculoides (California two-spot octopus), 3266 nucleotides. RefSeq lists its product as uncharacterized. NCBI's taxonomy places the organism in Eukaryota, Metazoa, Mollusca, Cephalopoda, Octopoda, Octopodidae. The record is from RefSeq and is a predicted model, not a curated record.
GGGGAAGAGGGGAAAAAUUCACAAUGCCGAUUUUUGGCAAUUUUCCGGAACCUCCGUAUCCGAAAACGGGGAUUGUUUGGAGGAAAUACCAAUAAGGUAUGUAUACUAAAACCGUGAAGCAUGUUCCGUAAUAACCGGCUAAUCAGAUAUGAGAUAAUAACAAGUCAAAGUAAAUAACUCUGAAAAGGGCUUUCGUGCGUUCCCAGAGAAUAUUACCUCAGCAGCGCUAGUGUUGGUAUAUUCGUGAAUAAGUCACUAACCGAAAUAAAUAUUGUUUAGGAAAUACUAUUUACUUGUUUAAGGGUUGUACUGGAUAAAUUGCGAAAAUAACUCUAUCAGUUCAAAUACUAAGAAAUAAGCAUACUCAAUUUGAUCGAUACCAAAUUAUUUAGGAAAAUGAAUGGGUUAUUUCUCUUAGAUGUUUAAAAUGUAAUAUAUUACUUAUAUGUAGUCAAUAUAAGGAUCCCUUCCAGGGGCCCUAUUAUCGAUUUUUUUUCAACAAUCUAAGUAUGUCACUAGGUUUCCAGACACAAGUUCUACUCACAUGUCAAGUUCCAUAAAAAUCGAUAAAACGGUGUAGGAGUUAGCUAAAAAAAAAAAAAAACCCACAAGCACACCCACAGAAAGAAUUUACCACAUAUGUAGUGGAUAUAUAUGAUUAUGUGAUUUAUAUAUGUGUAUAUAUAUAUAUAUAGGUGAGAAAGUUGGUAUGUGAAAGCACGUAGUUGGAUGUAUAAAAGAUAAUAACACAUACAUACGCACGCACACACACACAUAUAUAGCUAUAUAUGUGUGUGUAUGUAGGUGUGUGACUACCGGCUUAGAUAAGGAAAUCCGGGAUAUACAAAAAACAAAACCCUAAAGAAACCAAAAUAAAAGAAACGAACUUGAUGGACAAGUGUUGAACACCUUUGACUAUAGGGUCCGCAACAAUAGGGUUGGUCUGUAUAAAUUGUACUUUUCACAACACCGCAACCCCCACCACCACCGCUGCUGCUGGUCUCAUGAAUUGCUUUUUCCCCAACCACCAUCAUUAUCAACACCACCACCACCUCAACAACCAGUACGUCCACUACCGCGAGUAUUGUAACUUCUCAGUAGUUGUCGAGUAACCUGUUUCUCAUGCAAAUAGCAACUACGUUCAAUAUCAACAAAAACCACUUUGGACUUUUAUAUAUCAGAUGAGACGAUUCCGGUCAUCUCAGAGUCAAUGUUGUUGCUGUGUCGUUGCCAUCCUGUUGUCGCUAGGGAGUGUGAUAUUGACCGGUAUCGGAGUGUGCGUGAUCCUGAAAUAUGUCAUGAUUCGGACGGAUUUACUACUUCCAGAGCUACAGAACCACGACGGUCAAAAGAUCGUUGGCAUCAUUCUCACCUCUGUCGGGGUUUUGGGCAUAAUUAUCAGUGCCAUAGUUGCAAUUCUUUACUUCACAGUGUGUCACGAAAGUCGGAGUGGACAGCCCGCUGUUGCACAGAAAAUAUGCAAGAAUGGUAUCAAAGAAAAUUCAAAUUCACCUGCCACACCAAAAACGGAGGCCAAUGGCCAAAACAAAUUCCAUAAUUCCCAUCUCCACCCGCCGAAAUCCCCUACCAAGAUGCAACCCUUCAAACCUAAAUCUCCAUUUGGUGGCGAGAGAAUGGUCUCUGCCAAACCCAUUUCCACUAUUGGGGUUCCCCUGACUUCGACGCCGAGGAGAAUGCGGGGCGCCAAAAAUGGCCGUCCACUCUCUUCGAAUUUGGACAUUGUCGAAGAAGUCGACAGCGAUGUUCCGUUACCACUGUUGCAAAUCAAUGGCAUAGAUAUCGGUCUGACGAACGGUCGUAAAUGUGUCGACAACGUUAUCCAUAAUGGACAGAACGAUGUAUUGAGACCAAUUCUGAAAUCUUCUUCCAACACCACCACCACCACCACCACCAUCACUACUGCUACUAACACACUUGUAACUAGCAACAACAUAGCAUCCACCAAUUCUAUAGCAGCUGCUGCUACUUCAAAUACUAACUCUGUUUCUAGGUCUUUAUUUUCAAUGAAAAACAUUCCGGACUCCUCCACUGACAACAAUCACAACAACAACAACAAUACAACUACCACCGUAACAUCUGCAUCAAGCAGUUCCCAUACUUCAUCUGUACAUUCAAAGCCCUACCACGAUAGCACCACCACCACCACCAUUACAGACCUUGACCAAUCAAAUUGUGAUUCAGACCAAGAUAUACAAACACACGAUUCAGAUUGUGAAAUAACAUCAAGCAGACUAUAAUACUUGUGUGUGUGUGUGUGUGUUUGUGUCUCAGUGCGUGUGUGUCUCAGUGUGUGUGUGUGUCUCAGUGUGUAUGUGUCUCGGUGUGUGUGUGUCUCAGUUCGUGUGUGCGUGUGCCAAAUUCUAACAUACUAAUUGAUUUUCUUCCUCAAAAUGCAACGCCAAGAGAUUUGGUUAUCAAUGUUAUUAUUAUUAUUAUUAUUAUCUUUAUUAUUAUUAUUAUUGUUGUUGUUUAAUGUGGCGAGCUGGCGGAAUCAUUAGCAUGCCGGACGAAAUGCUUUGCAGUAUUUUGUCUGUCUUCAUGUUCUGAGUUCAAAUUGUGCCGAGGUUGCCUUUUGUCCUUUUGGAAUUGAUGAAUUAAAUACCAGUUGAGUACUGGGGUCGAUGUGGCCGACUGUCCCCCUCUCCACAAAAUCCAGGCCUUGUGCCUAUAGUAGAAAGGAUUAUUAUUAUUAUUAUUAAGCAUAAGCAUGUAAUAAACAUCCUUUUAUCCUUUUGGGGUUGAUAAAAUAAGUACCAGCUAUGCACUGGGAUCACUGUAAUUGACUACCCCCCCCCCCAAAUCUCCUUAUAGCAGAAAGUACUGUUAUUAUUCUGUUUUUCAGUUUUGAGUUUGAAUUCUGUUCAAGUCAACUUUGCCUUACAUCCUUUGGUGGCCGAAAUAAAUACCAGCUGGGCACUGAGGUUGAUGUAAACAAGUAGCCCCUCCCCUCAAAUUUCAGGCCUUGUGCUUAUAAUAGAAAGGAUUAUUAUUUAUUAUCAAAAUCUAUUAUUAUUAUUAUCGAAGCCUGUUAUUAUUAUCGAAGCUCUGAUUUCAAAUCCCUUCGAUGUUGGUAUUUUUAUAGUUUUUGUAAUCGUACCUGAGUGGAGGGGUGAGGUGGAAGGGAGGGGGGGGGGCUAUUUACUUCUCAUCUCUGAAGUGCUUUCAUAUUUAAAUACAAAACGGUGAGCUGGCAGAAUCAUCGGCUCUUUGAAUUCUGAUUUAAAAUGCUGUCAAGGUAGACUUUG